UUUGUUCCUCUUCGGCUACCUUCGUCAGUCACGUGACCCUACUUCACAUUUGUCCCUGGUGAUUAGCCUGGAGCUGGAAAAAGAGUCGCUUGUUUUAUGACUUACUUGCUUGAAUAAAACAACAAGCAUGGAAAUUGGGACAGAGAUCAGCAAGAAAAUAAGAGCUGCUAUCAAGGGCAAGCUUCAAGAGCUCGGUGCAUAUAUUGAUGAAGAGCUUCCUGACUACAUUAUGGUGAUGGUGGCAAACAAGAAAACCUCUCAACAGAUGGCUGAUGAUCUCUCCCUUUUCCUUGGAAACAACACCAUUAAGUUCACAGCAUGGCUACAUGGUGUCCUGGAGAAAUUACGAUCCGUUGCGGUUGAGCCUGCAACUCUUAGACACCAGCUUCAGUCCGACAGCAGUACUGUGGCUGGGAAGAGCCGAGCAUCUGUAAGCGAAGACACCAGGACAGAGGAGCUGAAGGUGUUGACGGUGUCCAGCUCUCACUCUGAUAGGACUGAAGCACGUGUGUCCAGUUCUGCCCAUGAAAGCAGGUCAGGGAGAGAAGAGUAGGAGAAGUUCUCUCACACCUCCACCCCUAAAACCCCCCCCCCCCCUCUCCUCAGGCAGGCAGAGGCUGUUAUAUCGACAUCAUGGAUGGAUGAUCUGACCUCGCCGAGUGAGGUAGAAAUCGGCACCAACCAUGGUCGAACGCGUGGUGCAGCUAGUAGACCCACAGCUGAAAUCUACAGACCGGGUCAGAGCAAGUUUACAUCACUUAGCUCUGCGGACACGUUUCGGCCCACGGAUGGAUCCUCUCACACCAGGCAGCAGGACGGCAGAAGCAGCAGAACCUCCAGAACCGCAUCCAGUAAGGGAGAGGGAGGACGCGCAGGCGUAAAGGCACCAGUAGCGAGUUCAGUGGUGCGAGUGAACCGAGCGGCAGACGAGGACAGUGAUGACGUGGAAGAGGAGGAUUCCAACUACGGAGGAAGAGGCCUUUCCAGUAGAGUGUCCCUGCCCUCCAAACCAGAACGCAAACCUACUCUCCCUCCAGCCAAGCAGGCCAACAGGAAUCUGAUACUGAAGGCAAUCUCUGAGGCUCAAGACUCAAUCACCAAAACUACAGCCUAUCCCUCAAUACCGCAGAGGCAGACUGUUCCUGUGGCGCCUCGAACUCGCCUGGCCAGCAGUGAGGAGAUGACAGCCGCCAUUCAGCUGGUCCAGGAGCACCUCCACAGUCUGGCCCCCAGGGUGCAGGCCUACGCCUCUGCAGAGCUACCUCCUUCCACAGCACCGGCUCCAGUGAGAUCUUUAGCUUCACGCCUCCAGUUGGACUUAGCAGAGAGCAACGACAGACGAGAGCAGAGUGACUAUGGUGUGGAGGUCGCUGCUGGAAGUGAGGCAAAGACAUUUGAUACCCGCUCCUUCAUUAUGAGUCGACCUCAAAUGGAAGAAUCUCAGGCCAGAGCUCAGCAGCGUCUUCAGGUCAAAGGGGAAGUCCAGUCUGCUUUACCACGCACUGUCCAGGCCAGUAAGGAGAGGGGAGACUCUGCCAGCCCCAAGUUCAUAGUGACAUUAGAUGGGGUACCGAGCCCGCUGGGGAACCUUGCGGAUUGUGACAUAGAGCUGGAUGACGUGAGGCCACCUACAAAGGUCACCGAGGCAACCGUCCACGUCAACAGGGAGCCCAAAGUCAGCAUCCUUCACAGACUACAGGGAGUGGUCACAUCAUCAGAGGAUAAUUUGAUGGACGUUGAGAUGGUGGAAGAGGACGACGUCCCUUUAAAGAAACAGAAAGUUAUGGAGCGCUGCAAGUUCUGGCCAGUCUGUAAAAGUGGAGACGAGUGUUUGUACCAUCACCCUACAGCACAGUGCAAGACCUUUCCCAGCUGCAGGUUUGGGGAUAAAUGCCUUUUCAUCCAUCCGAAUUGUAAAUACGACGCCAGGUGCACUAAGCCAGACUGUCCCUUCACUCAUGUCAGCCGCAGAGGCACAGUUGCUCCUCCACCCAAGCCAGCAGCGCAGCCAGUGCAAACCACGAGUGUGUGUCGCUUCUUCCCAGAGUGCAAGAAGAUGGACUGCUCGUUUUAUCAUCCCAAGCCUUGUCGCUUCGCGGCGCAGUGUAAACGAGCUGGAUGUACCUUCUACCACCCAACCACAUCCGUGCCUCCGAGACACGCCCUGAAGUGGACAAAAACACAGAGCAGCUAAUUAAGUCCAGGGAGUCUGACAGAAGUCCGAUGGUCGACAUGUGAAGCUGUGGAAGAUGCUCUGGAUCUGUGUCUAUGGAUUUUCAUUCCUAGAUUUAACUGUUGUUUCAUUUUAUUUUAUUGUAUUGUUUGGACUGAUUUUUAAGAAAACUGUUUUGUCAGAUGAACAAUCGGGUUUUUGCUGAUGCCCUCAAAUCAUUAAAAAAACUCCACAAUGAAGUUGACAUUUAUCUCCUCUCAU
Xiphias gladius (swordfish) is the source of this 2434-nucleotide messenger RNA. RefSeq names its product zinc finger CCCH-type containing 14 (gene zc3h14). NCBI's taxonomy places the organism in Eukaryota, Metazoa, Chordata, Actinopteri, Istiophoriformes, Xiphiidae. Gene Ontology annotation, biological process: regulation of mRNA stability. The transcript is spliced from 17 exons. Gene Ontology annotation, cellular component: cytoplasm; nucleus. Gene Ontology annotation, molecular function: poly(A) binding. The record is from RefSeq and is a predicted model, not a curated record.